AUGGCCGUUUGGUCGUUGCUUCCAGCGGUUUUUGCUGGCAGCUAUCUCCUCUACUGCGUCGCCCUCGUUGUGCACCGGCUCUACAUCAGCCCGCUGGCAAAGUUUCCAGGGCCGAAGCUGGCGGCAGCGACGCAAUGGUACGAGACGUACUACGAGAUGCUUUACAACGGGGGUGGGAUGUUUACCAAGCGGAUCAAAGAGAUGCGCGAGCAAUACGGCCCAAUCGUCCGUAUCAAUCCAUGGGAGCUCCACAUCGACGAACCGGAUUAUUACGAAACCAUCUACGCUCCAUCGGCGCCGUAUGACAGUCUCAAAGUCUUCGAGGCUCGUUUCAAUAUACCCAAGGCCGCCUUCUCGACUGCGGACCACACAGCACACAAGCAUCGGCGAGCUGUAUUGAACCCCUUCUUCACCAAGAGCAAGAUACAAGCUCAUGGUCCGUUCAUCCAGAGUCUUGUUGAUACCAUAUGUGCGCGCUUGACCGCCGAGUAUGCCGGCAGACAGAAACCAGUCAAGUUCAAUGGUAUGUUCGCGUGUCUCGCUGGAGACGUCAUAACAAACCUGGCUUUUGGCAAAGAGUACGACCUUUGCUUGAGCGAGGACUGGGAGACGCCGUUUACGAAAGGGAUGACGAACCUUGUGUCUUCAACGCACCUGACAACCCAGUUCGAGUGGGUUGUUCCGUUGAUGAACUGUAUCCCGGACAGGAUUAUGGCAAUGUCGCCUCUGUUCCAGCCGAUCAUCGAGUUUCGCCAUGGGCUGAACCACCGUAUCAAAGAGCUUUUGAAGAAGCGGCCCAAGGAGAGAGAUACGGGAGGAGAUACAGUCUUCGAAGUGCUUCUGAACUCCAAGCUUCCUCGCGAGGAACUGACCGAAGAGCGUCUGCAGCAUGAGGCUGUGAGCAUCGUUGGUGCGGCUUUCGACACAACGAGACAGGCUUUGACGAUGGUGUGCUUCCACAUCAUCGCAAACCCAGACAUCUAUCAACGUCUCCGCAUCGGCUAUGGCACCGUUCAACGCUCGCCUCGGAUAUCGCCAAGAGAGUUCCACUUCAACGGAUAUACUAUUCCGCCUGGUACACCCGUCUCCCAGGACUCUUAUCACAUGCAUUCCAACGAGCGGGUGUUUCCCGACAGCACCACGUACAGGUCCGAGAAGUGGCUCGGCGAUCCCAAAAGCCCCGACGGCGUGAAACAGCUAUCUCGGUACAUGGUGGCGUUUGGUCGUGGCGCGAGAAUGUGCCUAGGGAUGCAGAUGGCAUAUUGCGAGUUGUACCUUAUGGUUGCGUCGCUGAUGCGGAGGUUCGAGUUCGAGCUUUUUGAGACGGAUCGCUCGGAUGUGGACUUCUAUAGAGACGCGUUGACGCCGCAGGCGAAGCCGGAUAGCCAAGGUGUAAGAGUGCUGGUAAAGUAG
Messenger RNA from Coniosporium apollinis CBS 100218, 1413 nucleotides. RefSeq lists its product as uncharacterized. The record is from RefSeq and is a predicted model, not a curated record. Bases 1 to 1413 code for a protein of 470 amino acids. The transcript is spliced from 4 exons. NCBI's taxonomy places the organism in Eukaryota, Fungi, Ascomycota, Dothideomycetes. Gene Ontology annotation, molecular function: monooxygenase activity; iron ion binding; oxidoreductase activity, acting on paired donors, with incorporation or reduction of molecular oxygen.